Messenger RNA from Planococcus citri (citrus mealybug), 1829 nucleotides. It is a transcript of the gene Rala, whose product is annotated as Ras-like protein A. The transcript has 6 exons. Gene Ontology annotation, cellular component: plasma membrane. Gene Ontology annotation, molecular function: GTPase activity; GTP binding; GDP binding. Lineage: Eukaryota; Metazoa; Arthropoda; Insecta; Hemiptera; Pseudococcidae. The coding region runs from base 377 to 982 and encodes 201 amino acids. The record is from RefSeq and is a predicted model, not a curated record. Gene Ontology annotation, biological process: Ras protein signal transduction.
AACACAUUGGCGAUACGUGUAGUUGUAAAUUUUUUUCAACGUAGGAAAAAAAGUAAAAUUUAUUCAGAUUCAGAAAUUCAGAUGAUUCACAUUCACUAAUUCAGUCGAUGAGUUAAUGCUAGUGUAGGUGUGUGCGGUGUAUGUAGUUUUUAGUGUGUUAUUUUGUUUAAUUUUUAUUGUUUCCAUAAUUAUUUACAUUAUUAUCUUGAUGAUUCAUGUAUUGAUGCGGUGGUGUCAUAUUGGAAUAAGUUCUCGUAUUUCUGGCUGACCAAUUUUCUGCUUACUCUUUCGAUUUUCCAACACACACUGUUGUUCUGUAUUAUUUGCUGAUGUAAGUUGUACUUAUCUAUUCUGCAGCGUUUGAAUCGUUUGAAACAUGUCGAAGAAGACCGGUGCUCAACCAGCUUUGCAUAAGGUUAUCAUGGUUGGAAGCGGAGGUGUUGGUAAAUCAGCUUUAACGCUUCAAUUCAUGUAUGACGAAUUUAUUGAAGAUUACGAACCAACGAAAGCCGAUUCCUAUAGGAAAAAAGUCGUUCUGGAUGGAGAAGAAGUGCAAAUCGAUAUUUUGGAUACUGCCGGUCAGGAAGAUUAUGCUGCUAUCAGAGAUAACUAUUUUCGUAGUGGAGAAGGAUUUUUAUGCGUUUUUUCUAUCACCGAAGAGGAAAGUUUUCAAGCUACCCAAGAAUUCAGGGAACAAAUAUUAAGAGUAAAAAACGGAGAAAACGUCCCAUUCCUGUUAGUUGGAAAUAAAGGCGAUUUACACGACAAGCGUAAAGUUUCCUUAUCCGAAGCUCAAUCCAGGGCCCAACAGUGGAACGUGCCUUAUGUCGAAACAUCAGCAAAAACACGAGAUAACGUUGACAAAGUAUUUUUCGAUUUGAUGCGUGAAAUUCGCUCCCGCAAGAUGGAAGAUACCAAAGUUAGUAAUGGCCACGGUAAAGAAAAAUCAAAAAUUAAAAGAUUAAAGUGUACCCUUCUGUGAAUUCGUUUACUUAAUCUUUAUAUCGAUUUAAGGUUGCCAAAUUACUUUCUUUUCUCUAUUUAUGGAUUUUUUUGUACUUUUAAAAAGUAAGCUUUUAUUUAUUUGCUAUGAUACAUAGUGCGGUUAUUGCAAAAAUGUCAAGCAUAACGAAGAAAUUUAUUAUCGAUGAUUCACUGUCGAACGCUGAGUGUAUGAGUAAGAAUCUUGAAAUAUGUUUGCUUUUGUAGUUUUUUGUUCCUGUAUAGAAAAAAUUCUUUCUCUGAAUUCUUCUGGACAACGUGAAAACGAUUUUUUCGGGCUUCUCUUUUUCUAAAUGUUGUUUGUACAUUAUAUACAUUCCUCUCAGGAAUAGUUCGCUUUGAUUCAGGUAAUUUUAUAUGAUAUUAUUAAGUGCCAAACGAACUACUUCACACAGACUGUUUUUUUUUCUUCUAUUGUAUAUUUUCUUUUUUCCUUCCUUCACCAAAAAUUAUUAUUCCAUGAUCAAUAUAGUUUGAACUAUUCUUUUGUAUCGCGUCAAAGUUUUAUUUUGAAUGGAGCAACGCAACAUUGAUUUUUUUUCUACACGAAUUUGUAAGUUUAAUUUAUAUACCUAAUCUAUUGUCCAAGUCAGAAUUUGUGACUGGUUUUUUUUCUCUUUUUUUAAGAAAAAAAAAAUGUUUUCGUAUAAGCGUGUUUCGUUUGCAGUAAUCGAUGUGUUCAUAUUGGAGUGUGUAUAUAUUAUACAUAAUUUCUAUGUAAACUUUUGUUUUUAAUUCUUGAACAAAUCUAUUAUUUGUAAUCGAAAUUACUGAUUGAUGAUUUUCGCGAAUUUUUGUAAUAUUAUAAAAUAAAUAUUUGAGUGUAA